CCACCGAGUGAGUGCGAGAUCUUUGUUUUGCCCAACACUUGUUCGCCAGAUCCCGGAAAAUAAUUGCGUGAAAAACCUCGAAAAACCCUCAAAAAGUGACUAAAAUUUAUUACAAAACAUUCUUAAAAUGAUUCUAUUCAUAAUUUAAACAAAUUCGUGGUGUUUUAACCUCGUGAAAGUUGUGAAAAACCCCAACGAAAAAUUUUUGUUUCGAAGUCGAUUCGAUUCGUUAGACGAAACGAAACCAGAGAACAUAAUCUCAUCUCGCCUGCUCGCCAUGUUCCAUCAAACCCAAGCUGCACAAGGGCGGCGGUGUUUAUUAUUUUUCUCAAUUUUUCAACUAAUAACAAUUUUUUGUAUUUUACAACAAAUACAAUUCAUAAAUGGACAGGGAGAGAUUGAAGUGGAACAAGAGAAUAAUGUUACUGUCCAAUGCAAGUCAUCUAGCAACCAAGUACGAUGGGAAUUCAAAGGAAAUAAUAUCACAAAUGAAGACAAAAGAUACCACUUAUCAACUGAGUCCGUCAACGAUAUUGCCGAAAAUGCUCUGCUUGUCGAUACAACAAAUGCUGCGGUCACACCCGCCUAUGCACACAAUUUAAGUAUAUAUCGUGUUAAAAUUUCCGACGAAGGUAACUACACAUGUCACACCACCGACAGCAGCACUGAUCCAGCAUCACCCGAUCAACCCAACGAAAAUGUAUUUUUUAUACAACCAAUAAUACGUCCCAAAGUCACAGCCAGUAGUCCGAAGAAAAUCAAACGAAAAAUAGGUCAAGCUGUAUCGUUAUUUUGCUUGAUUACAGCCUACCCCCUGGGACCGAUACGAAAUCACAUAAAAUGGCUGAAAGAUGAAAUCUCGUUUAGUUUUCUCGAUAGCAGUACAAAUGUCACUGUAAAAGAUGAUACUCAUGUUAAUGUGACGCUUGAGCUGACGGAGGUUUAUAAGAAGGAGAAUGGAACCUAUGGAUGUGUGGUUCUUUCGCCAUCGGGUGAUGAGUUGGUGCGGAAGGAGAUUGCUUUGUUGGUGAUGGAUGUGCCGAUUGUGAGCAUUGAUUAUGUGAAGGCCGUCGGGGCAAAUAAGAUCUUCCUCAAUUGGACGCUGAAUGACGGGAACGAUCCGAUACAAAAGUAUUUUGUGCAAUUUAGAAAGGAGGGUGCACCGACUUUUGAGUAUUACAAUCACGUUAUUGGAGGAAAGAAUACAUCCUAUGUGUUGGAUAACUUCUUGCCCAAUACCAGUUACUUGCUUAGGAUAUCGGCAAAGAACAGCAUUGGUGAUGGAAUCCAUCAUCAAUACCCACAGCCGAUACGCACCUUGGACAAGGACCCGGUGUUUGUACCGAAAGUAGAGGCAACUGGCAACACUGAAGCUACAAUAACCAUCGGCUGGGCACCACCACCGCCGGAGCUGCUGGACUACAUUCAUUAUUACGAGUUGAUUGUCUCCGAGCCGGGGGAGAAUCCGCGUAUUGUGGAGGCAGCAAUCUACCACCAGAACAGUCGAAAUCUUCCUUACAUGUUUGACAAUCUAAAGACGGCCACCAAUUACGAAUUUAAGGUUCGAGCUUGCAGCGAGUUGACCAAGCAAUGCGGGCCAUGGUCAGAGGUGGUCAAUGGAACGACCAUGGAUGGACUGGCUAGUCAGCCAACAGAUUUGCAUGUUGUGUGUAAUAUUUCACGACACAGCUCAGUCAGUUUGGAAUGGAAUGUGCCGAAGAUUCCGAAUGGGAAAGUGAUAGCUUAUUCCAUAAAAUUGACGGGAACUGCCACUUACAGGGUAGAUGGUCGCUAUCUGAAUGCCACUUGGGGUCCAAAAGAAAGCCGUAUCUAUGAGCCAAAUCAUAAGACAAUUUACGAAGGUGUGAAUCCAAAUACCAAUUAUUCGGUGAGUAUUUCAGCUUUGACACGUCGUAAGAAAAACGGUGAACCAGCCGUGGCACAUUGUACGAUGCCUGUGGCCUUGCCCGAUACGAUUGGAAGGAUUAUUUGGACGAAAAUAAGGACUUCCGACGAUAAAUGUGUGCUUAAGUUGUUUAUGCCGAGAGUUAGUGAACGGAAUGGGCCAAUUUGCUGCUAUAGAAUUUACCUAGUUCGCAUACAGGACAAUCGUGAUCUUCCUGGGCCUGAGAGUCUGAAUGUCUCCACUUAUCAUGAAAUUCACAAUCCCAAUAAUACUCGUGGUGGAGCCUAUAUUGCCGAGAUGUUCCCCGGUGAAGCAUUCCGCUCGGAGAUAUUCCUUGGCGAUGGAAGGCGAAUGUAUCAAGAUAUAGCAAGUCAGAAGAUUGCCGAUGAUCAUUGUCGGAAGUGUCUAGAGGGAGUGCCCUUCCGAAGAGUUUUCCAUGCUCCUGUGGUGAAGAGUACCACAACAACCACUCCACGCCCUGAAGUUAUUGUAGAACAUCAAAUUCCAAUCAUACCUGAACUCACCCAACGAGAGCAAUUGAAUCGAGCCGGGAAUCUUACCCAAGCUGCUUCCAAAAUUCUCGACAACAAACGUCGUCGUCGCCGAAAUCCUAAACACGCUGUUGGUCAGAAUAUUCAAAAUCUGGAAGAACCAAUUGAGACAACGACAAUAGCAGUGCCAACGGUGAGUCUUCAACAAAUCAUCGAUGAAGUCUUUGAUGGGGAAAUUGACAUGAACAGCAAUUAUACUGGAUUUUUGGAAGUUAUUGUGAGAGAACAAGAUGGACAUAUUCAAGGAGGUGAACCUUUACUAGCGAAUAGUAACUAUUUUGAAACUAUCAAUCCGAAAACAAUGAUUGAAUCUUCUGAUAAUGGAGAUGAUCUAUUGCUUGUUCUAACUAUUGUCGUCCAAAUAUUUAUUGUCUUGAUUGGAUUAGUAAUUUUGCUGUUGAUUGCAUUGUGCGUGAUGCACCGUUACUACACAAAGAACACCGGGCAAGGAGAUGAAGUAAUUAGUUUGCGAGAUUCAUUGAGUCGAGCUUUGUGUGGAGGUCGAACGAGUAAUCACCGUCACUUGAUCGGCUCGGCUCUAGCCAAACCCGCCGACAUUGGACCCAUCUCAAAAAUGGAUCUACCUCAAGCAUACCGCAAUCGUCACAAAGACACAGAUUAUGGCUUCCUACGUGAAUUUGAAAUGCUUCCGAAUCGAUUCAACGAUCGCACAACCAAGAACUCGGAUCUCAAAGAAAAUGCCCAUAAGAAUCGUUAUCCUGACAUAAAGGCCUACGAUCAGACACGUGUUAAACUCUCCCAAUUAAAUGGAAUGCAAGGAUCGGACUACAUCAAUUCGAACUUUGUAAUUGGCUACAAAGAACGUAAGAAGUUCAUUUGUGCCCAAGGUCCAAUGGAAAGCACCAUCAGUGAUUUCUGGCGCAUGAUUUGGGAACAACAUUUGGAAAUAAUCGUCAUGCUUACCAAUUUGGAGGAAUACAAUAAGGCUAAAUGUGCCAAAUAUUGGCCAGAGAAAGUCUCUGAUUCGAAGCAGUUUGGGGAUAUUACCGUGACUUUUGCCUCUGAGCAGAGAUUCUCGGAUUUCCUAGUGCGUAAUUUGGACGUUUUCAAACGAAGCUCGAGCAAUGAAGAUGAGGAAGAACGUCGUCAAAUCACUCAGUAUCACUAUUUGGUGUGGAAGGACUUUAUGGCUCCCGAACACCCACACGGAAUCAUUAAAUUUAUUCGUCAAAUUAAUUCGGUGUAUUCGGUUCAGCGUGGUCCGAUCUUGGUACAUUGCAGUGCCGGGGUGGGUCGAACUGGAACGUUAGUUGCUUUGGAUUCUCUUAUUCAGCAGCUCGAGGAGGAGGAUCAGGUAUCGAUUUUCAAUACCGUGUGCGAUUUGCGUCAUCAGCGUAACUUCUUGGUGCAGUCUUUGAAACAAUACAUAUUUUUGUAUCGAGCACUGCUGGACAUUGCUCAGUAUGGCAAUACAGAAAUAUUAGCUAGAGGCUUGAGUUUAACGAUUGAAAACUUAAAAAUUAAACCAAAUGAUAGCAAAGAAAAAUGUAAACUUGAAUAUGAAUUUGAAAAAAUCAAAGCAAUUGCUGAUGAAACAAAUAAAAGCUGUUCCGUUGGCAGUGGAGAUGAGAACAUGAAUAAGAAUCGUAGUGAAGCAGUAAUUCCAUACGAUCGUAAUCGAGUCAUAUUGACUCCGAUUCCAACACGAGAACAUUCGACUUAUAUAAAUGCGUCCUUUAUAGAAGGUUAUGAUAAUUCCGAAUCUUUCAUCAUAACACAAGAUCCUAUGGAAAAUACCAUAGGUGAUUUCUGGAGAAUGAUUUCAGAACAAAGUAUAACAACACUUGUUAUGAUAUCAGAGAUUGGUGAUGGUCCAACAAAAUGCCCACGAUAUUGGGCAGAUGAUGAAAUACAAUAUGAUCAUACAUUGGUCAAAUAUAUGCACAGCGAAAGUUGUCCAUAUUAUACACGACGAGAGUUCAAUGUUACUAAUUGUAAAAUUGAUGAUACAAUUAAAGUAACACAAUUCCAAUAUAAUGGCUGGCCAACAGUGGAAGGUGAGGUGCCAGAAGUGUGUAGAGGUAUUAUUGAAUUAGUAGAUCAGGCACAAAAACAUCAUACUGCCGAAAAUAAUUUUUCAACAUCGACGCCAAUUGCAGUACAUUGCAGCUUGGGAACAGAUAGAAGUUCAAUAUUUGUAGCUAUGUGUAUAUUAGUACAACAACUAAGAACUGAGAAAAAGAUUGAUAUCUGUACAACUGCGAGGAAAUUAAGAUCGCAGCGAGCUAUGCUAUUGGAUACAUAUGCGCAGUACGAGUUCCUACAUCGUGCGAUUGCAAACUACGCCGAUUUGCAUAAGCUAUCAACAGAAUCACCAUCUGAAUGUUAAUAUAUUUUGUUUUUAUUUUAUUAUAUAACAAAUCAGUGCUUCAUUUAGCUUUUACAUAUAUAUUUAAAUGUGUAUUUUAUACUGUGUAUGUUUUAUUAUAAUUUAAAUUUUGUUGCACAAAUUCUAUUAUUUGUGAUAAUUAAACAAAAAAUUAAAAAAAAAAAUAUAUUUAAAUCAAACUUUUUACCCCCGCCCAAAAACAAAAAUAAAUAAAUAAAUAAACGUAAAAGUAUAAUUAAAAAAGAAAAACAAGAAUAAUCUCAUAAUUGUAAAAAGAACUCUAUUCAUACGAUAAACUUGACGUAUUCAUUUUUUUAUAUAUAUAUAAAUUAUAUUGUACCAUUUUUCAUCAUUUUAGUAAUUUAAUUUUAAUUUUUAUAUAUUUUGUUCUCGUUCUUUUCGUUUUCUUCGUCUCAAAAACCACAAUUAAAUGUCAUCAAAUUUUUGUUUAAAAAAUAAAAAAAAACUAAAUUAUAAAAAAUAAAGUGAAACAAAUUAACUAAACAAAUAAAAAAAUACAAUGUAAAAGUAACAGAAAAAUCGUCAUCGUAUUUAGGAAAUAAGCUACCAAAGGACUAAUACAUUAUAAUUAAAAAUAUUAUAUUUAAUUAUUAUUAUCAAUGUAAAUUUAGAAUAUAUAUAUAUAUAUAUUAAAAAAAAGAAUAAAACUAACAAAAAACAAUUAAAAUUGACCACACACAUUACACACACUGAAUAUUUAUUAUUAUUUUCUCUUACAUACUUCAUGUAUCGUCUUCUUCUCUAAGAUAUUUAUAAAAUUUGUUUUUAAUUUUUUUUGUACUCCAGUUCUUUUUGUUUUGUUUUUUAUUUUUUACAAACUAUACAACAAAUAAAGAAGCCAUAUUUAUAUAUAGAUAUAUAUUAAUAAUAAAAAAAGAGAAUAUUAUUUAAAAAACAAACAAAUGAACGAACUUGAAUCUAUAUUGCUGCAUUAAUUUAUAAUAAGUUUUGAUUAUUUUUUUUACCUAUAUAAGUUAAACUAAUAAAUAAUAAUUAAAUUUAAUAAAAGAAAAUAUCUCGAGUAUUGUAUUUAAGUUGUAUGAAAGUGAGGAACCUGUCUCUAUGGGAGAACUACAAAAAAGCGCACAAAAUUAUUGAGCGUAACGACGACGCGACGCGACGACGAAUCGUCAUGUGAGAUUUAAUCAAAUAUUUGCAGCAGUUUAGGUUUCUGGUUGUUGAAAUAUUCUUUCUUUUUUUUAAUGUACAAUUUCUCUUCUAUUUAUGUUUUUAAUUUAGAAAAAUUAUAUUAAUAACAAUAUAAAAGAAAAAGAAAUAACAAACACAAAAACAACAAAUUUAUAAUAAAAUUAAUGUUCAAUUUAA
Eupeodes corollae is the source of this 6154-nucleotide messenger RNA. It is a transcript of the gene Ptp69D, whose product is annotated as tyrosine-protein phosphatase 69D. NCBI's taxonomy places the organism in Eukaryota, Metazoa, Arthropoda, Insecta, Diptera, Syrphidae. Gene Ontology annotation, biological process: protein dephosphorylation. Gene Ontology annotation, molecular function: protein tyrosine phosphatase activity; protein binding. The coding region runs from base 278 to 4807 and encodes 1509 amino acids. The transcript has 12 exons. The record is from RefSeq and is a predicted model, not a curated record.